This is a messenger RNA of Capsaspora owczarzaki ATCC 30864, 1575 nucleotides long. Its product is annotated as coproporphyrinogen oxidase. The record is from RefSeq and is a predicted model, not a curated record. The transcript has 4 exons. Gene Ontology annotation, cellular component: mitochondrial intermembrane space; cytoplasm. Gene Ontology annotation, molecular function: coproporphyrinogen oxidase activity. Bases 32 to 1474 code for a protein of 480 amino acids. NCBI's taxonomy places the organism in Eukaryota, Filasterea, Ministeriida, Capsasporidae.
UAUUUUUUUCUUUCAAACAACCUUCAAGUGAAUGCAGGCGCUGCGAGUUGUCCGACGCCUGCCAUCCUCAGCUUCGUUCGCCUCAGUGCGCCGCUCAGCCAGCGCCCACCAUUCCGCCAUGAGCCUCGCGCCAUUGUCUUCGUCCAUCACAUCUUCAGCGAGUCGGUCACUGUCGCCCUGGCACGGAUCCGAGACCAACCGUGCCGUGUCAUCCGCAGCCACGAGCUCCAAGUCCGACAGCAACCAUCAAGAGCAGCAAGGGAACCAGCGCAAGGAAGGCCCCGACUAUGCCCGCCUGCUCGUGCGCGGUCUUGCGAUUGGAAUCAGUGGUCUGACUGCAUUCGUUGCGGCCGAUCGCGUGCUGCAUCCCGCGGCUCCGCUCGUAGUGCCUGGACCAGCAAAGUCAACCGAAACAUCUGGCGGCAAAGUUGUCGUGGCACAAGAACCAGCCGCGCGAUUCAUGGCUCCCCCGCUGACAGAGGACCUCGAGCACAAGAUUGCCGCUGCGCUGCGCGAUGCAGCGGGCGACCCUGACAAGUUGGCAAACGUGGACAUGAAGCUGCGCAUGGAAGACAUGGUCAUGCGCGCACAAUUGGCCAUCUGUCGCGCCAUGGAGGAUGCCGAUGGUCAAGCCACGUUCAAGGUGGAUCGCUGGCUCAGGAAGGAAGGCGGCGGUGGCGUGUCGUGCGUUCUGACAGACGGUGCCGUGUUUGAAAAGGCCGGCGUGAACGUUUCCGUCGUUCAUGGCAUCUUGCCCGCCGCCGCCGUGCGUGAGAUGCGCAGUCGCGGCAAAGAUCUGCCUGCCGACACAUCCAUGCCCUUCUUUGCGACUGGCAUCAGCUGUGUCAUGCACCCGCACAAUCCGAUGGCGCCGACAGUUCACUUUAACUACCGCUACUUUGAAGUGACCGAUCCGCGCACCCAGCAGCGUCAAGGCUGGUUUGGUGGUGGCUGCGAUUUGACCCCUUCCUACUUGUUUGAAGAGGAUGCUAAACAUUUCCAUGCCACCUACAAGCAGGUCUGCGAUAAGCACGACCCUGCAUUCUACCCUCACUUCAAAAAGUGGUGCGAUGAUUACUUUAACAUUACCCAUCGUGGAGAACGACGAGGUGUUGGUGGCAUCUUCUUUGACGACCUCGAUGAUCGACCACGCGACAAGCUCUUUGCCUUUGCGUCCGACUGCGCUUUUGCGUUUGAGGAGGCCUACUUGCCCAUUAUCAUGCGUCGUCGCAAUCUGCCCUUCACCGAGGAGCAGAAGCGAUGGCAGCAACUUCGACGUGGCCGGUACGUCGAGUUCAACUUGGUUCAUGACCGUGGCACCAAGUUUGGUCUGGCGACCCCUGGCGCCCGCAUCGAGAGCAUCCUCAUGUCAUUGCCGCUUACCGCCCGCUGGGAGUACUGCCACGAGCCGGCUCCUGGCUCUGUUGAAGAAGAGCUUCUGGCCGUGCUGCGUUCGCCCAAAAACUGGGUCUAGGUCUGUACAUGCCAAAAAAAAAAAAAAAAUGACAAUAAACGCAAACUGUUGGGUUUCCAACAAUAUCGCAUUGUACUAGUAGAGGGGGUCAACAACACGAG